GCCGGUUGUAUAACUCUCUGACCCGUUCUAACAUAUAAUUUAUGCAAGGAAAUUCAAAACAUUUCAAAGCCACUGAAUGCAGCGCACCGGGAGACGGUGUAAGUUCGCAAGCCUUAAAUGGCAUUUCUAAGCUUCCUUCAACUACGCAACCUCUUUCGGCUACCAGGAGUUUCACGAGGCGGACCCAAUCUACAGAAUAUAGUACCCAACCAACCACCGUCAAACUCGAACAAAAAGAAACAAAAGGAACUAAAAGACCCCAAGAUGCCAAAACAGAUCCCACCAAGAAGACGAGUGGUAGUGGAUUCAGACGAGGAAAUGGGACCGAAAUCAGCCAGGAAUGGAGACAGUCAAGCAGUUCGUAAACUAUUUCGUUUCUUUUCACGGAAGCAUAAUCCACAAACAGCUCUUGUUAUUCGCUACGCUAUCUGCUUUUUUCUCGGUGGACUUGUUGGACUGAUUCCUUACUUAGUUUUCGUGAUUGAGCUCUGUAAAGCUAACUUAGAAAUGAGAAAUCCCCAUCUUCCUUCAAUAAAUGGAUAUUCUAAACACAAAGAUGUACCCAAAAAUGAAGCUCUCACCUCUUUCAGUGAAAUUAGUAGUGCUCCUGUCAUCACUACAGCUUACGUUGAUGUAAACUUCACCACACUAAGUAGUAACUCAACUGGUAUCACGACACCCCGACCCACAAGAGUAGUGACAACAGAGAAAAAGGCUGAAGGGACAGGUAAUGACGACAUCUCUCUCCAGUGUUCUGGGACCAUAACGGUCAUUCGCGUUCGAGCGUUAGGGAUCCCUGGGGAUACUUCUACCGUGGACGAUUUCAACAAGCACUGCCAAGCGAAUCUUGGACAAGUGGAUGGGACAAAUGUAUGCAUUGUGAGCCUCAAACGGGUGUAUAAAUCCAGAUAUCCACCUUUCAUAAAGACUGUGGUCACUUAUACUUGUUCAUACACUGAGGAAAUCAGUUAGCGAUAGUCGUGAGAGAACAGGGUAGAGGCUUUAAAUACAACCAUAUGAUUCUCACGUGAUGAGGAGCAAUCCCCAGAGGAUUCCUAAUUGCCUCCCCCUCCCCACCACCGCCAAUUCUAAGAGAACAAUAGAAAUAGCUAAUAUGCGUAAAAGUGGUACUUUUUGUACGGUUAACGAAAACUGAUAGAUUACUCUCGGUUAUUUGGUUGUCUAAAGGGCGGAGCCCACAGAGAGGAAAAAUGAUAAACUUAAUUUGAUAUACUGAUGGACGUAAAUCCACUGGAAUGCUGAGAAUAUGAUUUCCUUCCUGAUCGAUGGUAUACAAAUACAACAGAAAAGUUGUAAAAAGGAAACGUUGAUAUCAGAUGCAGAUACUGACGGUGGAUUUUAAAUGAAGACAAAAGUAAUGUAUUAUAAAAAU
Pocillopora damicornis (cauliflower coral) is the source of this 1393-nucleotide messenger RNA. RefSeq lists its product as uncharacterized. Gene Ontology annotation, cellular component: membrane; cytoplasmic vesicle. The record is from RefSeq and is a predicted model, not a curated record. NCBI's taxonomy places the organism in Eukaryota, Metazoa, Cnidaria, Anthozoa, Scleractinia, Pocilloporidae. Gene Ontology annotation, biological process: neuron migration.